CACCAACAACCAUCACCGCCAAUCCACGCACGCAACAAAAGUCACAAUCCCCGAUUUUUAGCUCUUACAUCUCCCUAUAAAUAUUGUUUAUCUAUCGAUUAUAUCCUCCUUUGAAGCUUCAUAUACCCCGGUCGCCUUCACGGAUAUCGUCGUAGACGAGCUCUUCUUAUCGCAACAACUCCCCGCUCUCCCCGCUUUCACCACAUCCAUACCAUACAUCACAAUGGCCAUGAACGCGAGAACCACGACGAGGGCCUUCAGGGCUCUGCGCCCCUCCACCCUCCGCCCAAUCCUCAUCAAUGCCACCCGCAGCUAUGCCAGCUCCUCGGAACCCAGCCUGAAAGACACCAUGAAGGCCGUCAUCCCCGCCAAGCGCGAGCUCCUCAAGAAAGUUAAAGCCCACAGCGACAAAGUCAUCGGCGAGGUCAAGAUUGAGAACACCCUCGGCGGCAUGCGCGGCCUCAAAGCCAUGGUCUGGGAGGGCUCCGUCCUCGACGCCAACGAGGGCAUCCGCUUCCACGGCCGCACCAUCAAGGAGUGCCAGGCUGAGCUCCCCAAGGGCACCUCCGGCACCGAAAUGCUCCCCGAAGCCAUGUUCUGGCUCCUCCUCACCGGCGAAGUCCCGACCGUCGGGCAGACGCGCCAGUUCUCCCGCGAGCUCGCCGAGCAGGGCCAACUACCCAACUUCGUCAACGCCCUCCUCGACUCCCUCCCAAAGGACCUGCACCCCAUGACGCAGUUCGCCAUCGCUGUGUCGGCGCUGAACCACACCUCGUCCUUCGCCAAGGCGUACGAGGCCGGCAUCAACAAGGCCGACUACUGGGAGCCUACCUUCGACGACUCCAUCUCGCUGCUCGCCAAGCUGCCUACCAUCGCGGCUAAGAUCUACCAGAACGCGUAUAACGGCGGCGGCGCGCUGCCGGCCGAGAUCGACACCGCGCAGGAUUGGUCGUACAACUUCGCUGCUAUGCUGGGACGUGGUGGGGAGAAGCACGAGGAUUUCCAGGAUCUUCUCCGUUUGUACCUUGCCCUGCACGGUGACCACGAGGGUGGAAACGUCUCGGCACACGCCACUCACUUGGUUGGCUCCGCGCUGAGCGACCCCUUUCUUUCCUACUCCGCUGGACUCCAGGGUCUCGCUGGACCACUUCACGGCCUCGCCGCCCAAGAAGUCCUCCGCUGGGUCCUCCAAAUGCAAGAGCACAUCGGCGCCACCCCCACCCCCGCCAACGUAAAAGACUACCUCUGGUCCACCCUCAACAGCGGCCGCGUGGUCCCCGGCUACGGCCACGCCGUCCUGCGCAAGCCCGACCCGCGCUUCGACGCCCUCAUGACCUACGCCUCCAGCCGCCCCUCCAUCGCCGCCUCCCCCCUCUUCCAGUUGGUGAAAAUGAACAGCGAGGUCGCGCCCGGCGUGCUGAUGGAGCACGGGAAGACGAAGAAUCCGUUCCCGAAUGUGGAUAGCAGCUCGGGGGUGCUGUUCCACCACUACGGGUUCCAUGAGACGCUGUAUUAUACGGCGACGUUUGGGGUUAGUAGGGGGCUGGGGCCGUUGGCGCAGUUGGUGUGGGAUAGGGCGCUGGGGUUGCCGAUUGAGAGGCCGAAGAGUAUUAAUUUGCAGGGACUGCUGGAUUUGGCUGAGAAGAAGUAGAGGAGGGUUGGUGAGUUGGCUGCCGGAGGGAGGUGGGGUUUUCGCUGAGAUGAGGUUGUUGACGGAAGGGGGUUUGUGAUGUAGGGGGCGCGGGGUCGGAUGUCCGUUUCGAGUAGCGUAGUGUCGUUGGAUAGAUCUUCUUUGCAGUAAUUUGUAGGAAGGAUUAGAAAUAGAUUUGAGUGAGUGCUUAUUUAAAAAAAU
Messenger RNA from Pseudogymnoascus destructans, 1852 nucleotides. RefSeq lists its product as uncharacterized. The coding region runs from base 224 to 1651 and encodes 475 amino acids. Lineage: Eukaryota; Fungi; Ascomycota; Leotiomycetes; Thelebolales; Thelebolaceae. Gene Ontology annotation, cellular component: mitochondrial matrix. The transcript is spliced from 3 exons. Gene Ontology annotation, biological process: carbohydrate metabolic process; tricarboxylic acid cycle. The record is from RefSeq and is a predicted model, not a curated record. Gene Ontology annotation, molecular function: 2-methylcitrate synthase activity.